AUGUGUCAGAGUCUUAAUGAUGAGGCUUCGUACUGCAAAUGGUGGCUUCCUCGUCCAACUUGCCUCGGCGGUGAUCAACCUUGUGGUGAUCAGACGGUGUGCACCUCCCAGACGUGGCCACCCGCGCCCACGCCUCCCCUACCAGCCGGUGCCCACUCCCACGAGUCUGCCUCCUGCAACACCUAUUGCGUUGGCCUCAAUGGCCCGUCUUCGUUCUGUAAGUGGUGGAAGAACGAACCCACAUGUCAGGGCGGCGAUCAACCUUGUGGCCCAUCCGAUUGCCCUACCGGUACCCUCGCUCCGACUGAAGGUCCUCCGGACUCCCAUGCUGGUCCGAGUCCUAACUGCGAUGCUUACUGCGCCGCCGCCAACCCCGGGCUUUCCGGUGAUCGCGUGUCCUAUUGCAAAUGGUGGCUCUAUGUACCUGUCUGCUACGUUGGUGAUCAGCCCUGCGGUCCAAGCGUCUGCAACAAUUAUGGGGAGACUACAACCCCGUCAACUGUUACUACUGCAGCGACAUCGUCUAUGAUGUCGACUAGCCAGGCCACCACUCCUGCUGCCCCUACGACGCAGGUGGCCACCACUAUGGUUACGACUACACAAGUGGUCACUACCGUGGGGCCGACUACUCAAGCGGUCACUACUGUAUCUCCGACAACUCAAGUGGUUGCCACUACCCAAACGCCACCCUAG
Messenger RNA from Perkinsus marinus ATCC 50983, 693 nucleotides. RefSeq lists its product as hypothetical. The record is from RefSeq and is a predicted model, not a curated record. Bases 1 to 693 code for a protein of 230 amino acids. Lineage: Eukaryota; Perkinsozoa; Perkinsida; Perkinsidae. The transcript has a single exon.